This is a messenger RNA of Chrysoperla carnea, 3672 nucleotides long. RefSeq names its product protein still life, isoforms C/SIF type 2 (gene sif). Bases 1 to 3651 code for a protein of 1216 amino acids. Gene Ontology annotation, biological process: activation of GTPase activity; small GTPase-mediated signal transduction; positive regulation of axonogenesis. Lineage: Eukaryota; Metazoa; Arthropoda; Insecta; Neuroptera; Chrysopidae. Gene Ontology annotation, cellular component: membrane; synapse. Gene Ontology annotation, molecular function: protein binding; guanyl-nucleotide exchange factor activity. The record is from RefSeq and is a predicted model, not a curated record. The transcript is spliced from 18 exons.
AUGAGGGGUGAAUCAUGGAAUUUGAUACAAGAACAAGGAAGAUUUUUAAGUGUAAAAAAAUGGUUGUUACGUAAAAAGCAUCAAAUUGAAUUAGCACGUAAACGUGGUUGGAAAGGAUAUUGGGUGUGUUUGAAGGGUACUACACUUUUAUUUUAUCCAUGUGAUUCACGUGAAGGACGUUCUGUUGAAGCAGCACCAAAACAUCUCAUUAUUGUGGACGGUGCAAUUAUGCAACCAAUACCUGAACAUCCAAAACGAGACUACAUAUUCUGUUUAAGUACAGCCUUUGGUGACGCAUACUUAUUUCAAGCACCUUGUCAGGUUGAAUUGGAAAAUUGGGUGAAUAGUAUACAUAGUGCUUGUGCAGCAGCAUUUGCACGACAUCGUGGAAAAACUGGAACUUUACAUCUAUUACAAGAAGAAAUUUUCCGACUGGAGAAAGCUAUUGAAUCUGAUCAUAAGUUGAAGCAUAUGGCUGAUUUACAACAAAGUGUAGUUUCUGAUCCUGACACAAAACAACAGUUAACAAGUCAAAUUAUUCAAUGGGAAGAAAAUUUAGAACGUUUACAUUGUGAACAAUUUAGAUUACGAUGUUAUAUGGCAAGUCUACAAAGCGGCGAACUACCAAAUCCUAAAUCGCUAUUAACGCAUGUUUCGCGAGCUACAAAAAAUACGUUAAAUAAAUUAGGCGUAUUCACUGUAUCAUCAUUCCACGCAUUCAUUUGUGCAAGAAGUCCAUCGUUAUUAAAUAAUUUAUUAGCUGGUCGUGGUGCUACAAAACGAAGACCUCCAAUGCUUUCUAGAUCGAAUAGUGGAUCAAGUAGAAGAUCGCUUCAGAUGUCUCGUGAUGAACCAGAUAAAGCAAAUUCUUCAACAGUGAAAGUUGCAAUGCCUGAUGGUGCAACAACACAAAUAAUAUUACGAGAUUCUAUGAGUGUUGAAGAAUUUUUAGCAAGUGCAUGCGCACGUAAAAAUUUGAAUCCUGCAGAACAUUUUAUUCGUGUGAAAAAACGGCGUGAUAUGGAGGAUCAUAAUUAUUUUGUACCACAUCGAAGUGAUCUUAUUGAAACUUAUUUACAUACACAUGAAGUUGUUGAAGUUUGUGCCAAAAUUUUAUACCAAGUAGAAGUACAAAGAACUACAUUAGAACAAAUGUGGGGCUUUAGUGUAGAAGCCGAAUUAACUGAGAAUGCUGAUAGACAAGAUGAAUUAUGCUGUUAUGUUAGUCGUGUUGAAGAUAAAAGUGUUGCAAUGCAAAACGGUAUUAUUAAAGGUGACGAAAUUAUGGUGAUAAAUGGUGCUAUAGUAUCCGAUUUAGAUAUGAUGUACCUCGAAAGUGUAUUACAAGAGGAACUUGCACUUUGUAUGAUGAUGCGGUCUUCACGUACAGAGCCUCCUGAUUUAGGACCAACUGCAGGAACUGGAGUGUUACAUUCUGCAACCGACGAUAUUAUUGAAAGUUUAGUGUGUCCUCCACCUCCCUCAGAUCCGCCUAUAAUCAGUGAUGAAAUGAUUAGUGGCCUUAUUGUUCCUGCACCCGGAUGGAACUUAGAAACAUCUUCAGCAACAACUGGAAAUGUUCAUACGUCUUCCACAUCUGAUGGGACAAAAGUAACAUCGAGAACAAAUUCAUUUGAAAUAGAAAAUUUAUUAAAAACUGCUGAACAAGUUACUGGUUUUUGUCGAUCGCCAGGUGAAACACGUAAAUCGAGUCCAACAGGUUCGGUUGCAAGUAACACAUCUCAAGCUCUCUUAACGCCAAGUCGACAAUUAUCAGAUGCAGAAAAAUUACGAAAAGUUAUUUUAGAGUUAGUUGAAACAGAAAGAGCGUAUGUUAAGCAUUUAAACAGUUUGUUAGAAAAUUAUCUAGAACCAUUAAAGAAAGAAACAUUUUUAUCAAAUGCUGAAAUAAAUGCAUUAUUUGGUAAUAUACAAGAAAUUGUUGCGUUCCAACGACAGUUUUUACAAAAUUUAGAAGAAGCAUUAGAUUUAGAGCCUGAUUUUCAUAAAUUUGAACACUCAAGUCAAUUUAAGAAUGUAUUGUUUUCGGUUGGAAGUGCAUUUUUGUACUACGUUAAUCAUUUCAAGUUAUAUAGCUCAUUUUGUGCGAGUCAUAGUAAAGCACAAAAAGUUUUACAUCCUAAUGAAGGUAAUCAAGCUUUACAAGAAUUUUUAGCGGCUCGGAAUCCACGACAACAACAUUCUUUUACUUUAGAAUCGUAUCUUAUAAAACCAAUACAAAGAAUAUUAAAAUAUCCAUUGUUACUGCAACAAUUAAGAAAUUUAACAGAUCAAUCAACUGACGAACAUCAACAUUUAGUUGAGGCCUUAAAGGGUAUGGAAAAGGUAGCAGAACAUAUAAAUGAAAUGCAACGAAUACAUGAAGAAUAUGGUGCAAUAUUCGAUCAUUUAUAUCGACAACAUCAAAAAUCAUGUAAACAACCAAUUGAUUUAAGUCCUGGUGAAUUAUUAUAUUAUGGUGGUGUUGAAUGGUUGAAUAUAUCAGACUUUUUAGGCAAAAUUAAAAAAGGAUUAGAAUUACAUGCAAUGUGUUUUGUAUUUAAAUCGGCUGUUGUAUUUCUAUGUAAAGAACGACUUCGACAAAAGAAGAAACUUAUGGGUGUAACAAGUAAAUUAAAUUCAAAUGAAGUAGAAAUUAUUAGAUACCAAGUACUAAUUCCUGUAACUGAAGUACAAGUACGAGCAUCGUCAGCUAAAGAUAUGGAUUCACAUUUCCUAUGGGAGUUAAUACACUUACGAAGUCAAGUUAUGAGACGUUCAGAAAAAGUAUACAUUUUAUCAAAUAGCACCGCUGACUUCCGAAACGCAUUCCUUAAAACAAUCCGACAAAUUAUUAGAGAAUCGGUUAGAAAUAUGUCAAUUCCAGCGAAUAAAUUAGGAACAGGAUCCAGUAUUUUACUCCAUUCGCACAAAGAUAACAUGAAUAGUCAAACGUUAGAAAGGCCCAGCUCUAAUAAACCACCAGUAAUAAUGCAAGGGUCGCACACGUUAGGGAAACCAAAGAAAUCAAAGAAUACUCAACGUCUAUCAGCUGGAAAUAUUGAUUAUGAUAACGUUAGUCAAGAGAAUGAAGAUGGUCCUCCAACUACUGGAUUUAGAUCUCGAAGUAAAACAGUAGGAGAUGCGGCAGAUCCACCACCUAAACGACCUACGACAAUUAUGGAUAAUGAAAAAUGUGAUCCAGGCACAAAGUCUGAGGGUGAAGAAGAUUCUCAAGCAGGACCGACGAUAGUUAGUAAAACAAAAGCUCAACUUGGACGUACACCUAAUCAUUUAACACUUAGUACAACAUCGACAUUAUCUGCUGGUAGCACUGGUUCGCAAGCACGAUUAAUACAAUCAUCACAUCAUCCUGAACAUUAUCAUCCUAUGCCUGUUAAGGAUUUAGGGUCACCAGUGUGGAAACCAAGGGACAAUGUGCUGAUACCCGCAGUAGACAAUAUGCAAACGUCAUCUUCGUCGGUACCGACCUCUGCGGCGAUGAUGACUACUUCCACGAGCACCUUUAAACGGCCCGACGACGCCGACGGUAAAGGUGGCUCGCAUACGUUACCUGGUCGCCAUAAGGCCUCCGGUAGUAACUUAACAGGGUCGAGAAAGUCCUUAGUCGAUUGUAGCAAAGCCGAUUAAACUACACAAUAUAAUUGAUUU